This is a messenger RNA of Fonsecaea multimorphosa CBS 102226, 1692 nucleotides long. RefSeq lists its product as uncharacterized. Bases 1 to 1692 code for a protein of 563 amino acids. The record is from RefSeq and is a predicted model, not a curated record. Gene Ontology annotation, cellular component: membrane. Lineage: Eukaryota; Fungi; Ascomycota; Eurotiomycetes; Chaetothyriales; Herpotrichiellaceae. Gene Ontology annotation, molecular function: amino acid transmembrane transporter activity. Gene Ontology annotation, biological process: amino acid transmembrane transport. The transcript is spliced from 3 exons.
AUGGACGUCAAGACGGACAGCAAGCAAGCCCGUGAAGGAGAGGCGAUCGUCGUCUCGGAAACCCCUCAGGAGGGCGAGCUUCACGAGAGGCGACUAUCCACAUCGGAAUGGGCCAAAUAUCGCCAGACGAAACGCGGCCUUACGCCUCGCCAUGUUCAGUUGAUGGGAAUCGGUGGCAGUAUAGGAACCGCUCUUUUUGUGGGUAUCGGUGGCAGUCUGAAGAAUGCUGGCCCGCUUUCGCUUGUCCUGGGCUACCUGUUUUGGGGCCUCCUCUUCAUCUGGCCAGCAUAUUUACUCGUGGCCGAAAUGCUGGCAUACCUCCCUAUCCGAGGCACCAUUUUCGAGCUUGGUGGUCGAUACGUGGAUCCUGCCCUAGGUUUCGCCAUGGGCUGGACCUACUUCUUCGCUGGGGCGAUGCUGGUCUGCACCGAGUACGCUUCUGUCGCUACAGUUAUGACCUAUUGGAACACUAGCGUCAACGCAGCCGUGUGGGUGACCAUGGCUCUGGUGGUCUGCGUGUUUUUGAAUAUCGUGGCAGUCAGAUGGUACGGCGAAUCCGAGUUCAUCAUGGCCUCGACCAAAAUCCUCCUUCUGAUGGGGUUGAUCCUCCUUACAUUCAUCACCAUGGUCGGUGGGAAUCCACACCAUGAUGCCUAUGGCUUCCGCUACUGGAAACACGGACUGGCUAUGCAUCCCUAUUACACUACUGGUACCACUGGACGCUUCCUGGGCUUCUGGAGCGUCGUUCGAUAUGCAGCGUUCACAAUCUCUGGACCAGACUUGAUCGCCCUCGCGGCAGGCGAGAUCCAAAAUCCGCGCAGAACAAUCCCACGGGUCGCUCGUCUCGUCUUCUACCGGCUGGUCGGCUUCUACGUUGUCGGCGUCCUCUGCGUCGGGAUCAUCUGCUCUUCCCGCGAUGCUCGGCUGAUCAGCGCCAUCAACGACGGAAAAGCCGGUUCCGCCGCUUCGCCGUGGGUGGUUGGAAUCCAGAAUCUGGGCAUCACCGGCCUUCCUAGCUUCAUCAACGCCCUCAUCCUGCUGUCCGGCCUCUCGUGCGGCAAUGCCUAUCUGUACUCCACCAGCCGGACGCUCUAUUCGCUCGCCCGCGACGGUCUCGCGCCCAAGUUCUUGAUGAAGUGCACUAAAGCCGGGGUCCCGAUUUAUUGUGUGCUCGUGGUGACGGUCAUUUCGUUGAUCACGUACCUCGUCGCCUCCAACGCGGCCGUGACGGUCUUCUUCUGGUUCAUCUGGCUCUGCACCAUCGCAUUUAUCCUGACCUACACAUGCAUGCUCUGGACCUAUUUGGGGUGGUACCGGGCUCUCAAAGCUCAAGGGAUUGACCGCAACACCCUUCCCUACAAGGCUCCCUUCGCACCUUACACGGCAUACAUGGCCAUCUUCGUCGGCUGCGUUGUCAUGCUGUUCAUUGGGUUUGACUGCUUCGUACCCUGGAGCACUCAGGGCUUCGUCACCAACUACUUCGGCCUCGCCUAUGGAAUCUUCAUGUUCGUUUUCUGGAAGGUCCUCAAGCGCACCAAGUGGGUCGAUCCCAAGACGGCGGACAUCUGGAGCGGCAAGGCCGAGAUCGACGAGGAGUGCAAGAUCUGGGAGGAGAUUGGGUUCGACGAGUUUGAGAAGAGGAGGUUGGCGCAGAUGAACAUCUUUAGAAGGACUUGGGAGAAGAUAUGGUAG